AUGGUAGUGGGAGGUUUCUUCAGGUCUGUGGUUUCUGCUUUUGCUCCAGACAAGCCAGUGAAAUUCACAAAAGGCGAAUCUACAAAGACCAUUGCGGAGAUCAUUGAUGAUGCUGUUCCAGAAUUACGCACUGGAGCUCAGUUCUUGGUGAAUCCACUCUUAUCCAGUGGUCACUCCCAGACAGCUUAUACGGCACUUAAUAAGUUUGAGAAGGUUGAUCUCGUUCACUACAAGAGGAGACUUCUUCACGUUUACUCCGAAAACAAGUUUUACUAUGUAGGCGGAGAUAAGAUGCCUUAUGAUAGGUGGAAAGGAGAAAGUACCUUUGCUAUCGACUAUGUCGUCAAGCCUGACCAGGAGGACGCCAAACAUAUGGAUUUCUGUCCUCAAUCGCAAACAAGCCCACUUCCUCCUAGAACAGAGUACUUGGACCCACAGAAGGAGCAGGGCUUACUUGACAAUGACAAACCUCUUGUCAUUGCCUUGCACGGGCUUUCCGGAGGUUCAUACGAGUCCUACAUUCGUGCAUUUUUAAGCAAGAUUACUGAGCCCCCUUACAAUUUCGAUGCUCUAGUUUUAAAUGCUCGUGGUUGUGCAAACCACACCAUUACUUCUCCACAAUUAUUCUGUGGAUUGUGGACUAAUGAUUUGCGUUAUUUGAUCAAUGAACAUAUUAGCAAGAAAUGGCCUAACAAGAAGAUUUUCUUGAUUGGUUUCUCAUUGGGUGGCUCAAUCACUGCAAACUACUUGGGACAGGAAGGUGCUGAUGUCUAUAAGAAUAUUAAGGGUGCAGCCAUCAUGGGAAGCCCAUGGGAUUUCGCACAAUCUUCUAUUAGUUUGAUGGAUACUUUCUUGGGCAGUCUGGUAUACUCGCCCACGAUGUGCAAGAGCUUGCUCAAAUUGCUUAAGCAUCAUCAUGAGGGCCAUUUGCAACUUGAAGAUGUUGUGAGUCAAUACAGAAAGAACCCAGAGUCUUUCAAGUUGCACACGUUGAAAGACUUUGAUGAUACUUUCACUUCAAGAUUGUUCGGAUUUAACUGUGCCCUGGAGUAUUACAGGCAUGCUUCUCCCGACCAAAGACUUUUGAACGUGAGAGUGCCCACUCUUAUUGUGAGUUCAAAGGAUGACCCAAUUGUGGGCAGUAAGGCUUUGCCUUAUAGCGAGGUCAAGUUGAAUCCUUACACUUACAUGGUCGUCACCAGUAUUGGUGGACAUUUGGGAUGGUUUGAUCUUUCUCAUAACAGAUGGUACCCCGACCCAGUUUCUAAAUUGUUCAGUGCAUUGUCUGAGUGGGACAUGGAACAAUUGGAUCCGCAAAGCUUGCCAAAGGCCACGGACGGAAUCUGGAAACAUGAUAGAAUUAUUCAGUAG
This is a messenger RNA of Sungouiella intermedia, 1371 nucleotides long. The record is from the annotation of a GenBank genome assembly. Lineage: Eukaryota; Fungi; Ascomycota; Pichiomycetes; Serinales; Metschnikowiaceae.